Molecule: messenger RNA, 366 nt
Organism: Penicillium oxalicum
Lineage: Eukaryota; Fungi; Ascomycota; Eurotiomycetes; Eurotiales; Aspergillaceae
Exons: 2
Coding region: 1-366 (121 amino acids)
Source: RefSeq, a predicted model, not a curated record
AUGUCUCCUCAACAGAAAAAUAUCGAUCUUGCCGUUCUCGAUGCUAAGACGAAGGAGCUGAUUGAAGCCUUCGAGGCCCACCCUCGGAUGGCGGGUCCCAACCCCCACUCCACCAUCUUCUUCCUAUGCGACUUUGUCAAGAACAGCCACAAGAUGUUGAAGUCGGUCGACGCAGAGAAGUACGCCGCUGGAAAUAAACAGGCUCGUGACACCAUUCAAGAAGUUGUGGGCCGGAACCAGUUCGCUAUCCUGCUCGCCAACGAUACUACCGGCCAGUUGGCUGCGAUGACUGCUCAAGACCCAUCUGACCGGGUCGACUUGGGACCGACCAUCAAGGCCAAGGCCAAGGAGUUGGCUGAGCUCUAG